GAACAAAUUAACCACCGAUCCCGCCCAGCAGAAGAUACCUACCAGGACACCGCUGCCAUGGACUCGUCGUCAGCACUGGAGGUCGCGCCGGCGGUCUCCGCGCCCGCCGCGCCGGACAUGGCGGUCAGCGGCAUACUCGCCGCGUCGACCAUCUCCAUCCUGUUCGUAAUCUUCGUCCUCGCGAUCUUCUUCUUCCAGUACUGCAUCAACAACGGCGUCCGCACGUUGCCCAGCGGCGGCGUGUUGGCGCCAGCUUCGGGGGCCAGGGACAAGGGCGUCGACCCUGAGCUGCUGCGGUCGCUGCCGGUGAGGGUGUACCGCGUAGCGGCAUCGAAGGGCUCCGCCGCAGAGGACGUCGGGGUAGAGUGCGCGGUGUGCCUGUCCGAGCUGCAGGACGGGGAGGUGGCGAGAUUCUUGCCCCCGUGCGGCCACGGGUUCCACGCCCAGUGCGUCGAUAAGUGGCUGGCAUCCCACUCCACCUGCCCGCUCUGCCGGGUCACCGUCGCCAAGCCGGACGCGUCGCUGCAGGCGCUUACAUUGACGGGUCUUCCGCAUGUACAGCCGGAGCCGGCGAACUACGCCGCGAACCUACCAGCCAGUGUACUGCACGGGGUUUCAGACCAGGCGACGCUCACCGCGGUGACCGUGACCUCUGACGGAGGCCUCCAGAGACCUUCCGCCCUGGCCUCGGCUGCGGUGCUGGUGAUCGAUAUUCCGGAGUCAAGGGCGGUGGCGACACCGCGCGAUGCGGUCAAGACGCCGGGCUCGGCAAGGCUGAGUUCGCUCAAGAGGCUGUGGAGCUUCGGGAGGCAAGGGCCGACUCCGUCCAGUUCCUGGGGCACCGGCAGCGGAUCAACAGGCGCCGAGCAGGUUAUUAACAUCGCCUGCACAACCCCGAGAGCUCAGCUGUAGUGUAUGAGCCGGAAUUCCCAGCUCUGUACAUAUACACUUAGGAUACAUAGUCACAUAGGCAUUCUUUUGUAGAGAAUAGCAACGAACGUAUGAUGUUCUUCGAGCGAAAAUACACGAAAAUGGCCAUUUUCU
This is a messenger RNA of Lolium rigidum, 1044 nucleotides long. Its product is annotated as E3 ubiquitin-protein ligase EL5-like. The transcript has a single exon. Bases 58 to 912 code for a protein of 284 amino acids. The record is from RefSeq and is a predicted model, not a curated record. Lineage: Eukaryota; Viridiplantae; Streptophyta; Magnoliopsida; Poales; Poaceae.